AUGGUAUGGCGCAAAGGACACCAAAGUGAUGACAUUGAAAACAAAAAGGCCCAUGAGGAGACCACCAAAGGUAUUGGUAAAGACCGUGUUACUUGGGAGGUAAGAAGAAUGAGUGAUAAGAAUGAAGAGAGAAGAGGGAUGAAAGAGCGAAUCAAGAAAGAAUGGCAGCAAGAAUGGGAUAACGGAAUGACAGGGCGACUGCUGUACAGAUUUUGUAGAGCAGUCGCGUAUGAAGCACUGAAUCUGUCGAGAAAGGCUGUUCAACUAUGCACAGGGCACGGUAACUUUUCGGAUUACCUGGCUAGAAUCAACCUGAGGCCGGAGGUGCCUUGCCCAUGUUCCACCAACUUAGUCGGAAAAUUCACACAGAGCGUGAGAAGAAUAGUGCAGGAUGUGAAAGAUGAGGGAACAGCAACUGGAGCAACCAAAGAGGAAGUUAUAGAAACAAACGAGAGAUUGCGUGCUGUGAGGGUGCGAAUGGAUGAAUCGUACGACACUGCAAAAAAGGCGUUAGUUGGUUUGAUGGGAAAGUAUAACGAUAGCAAAACCGUUCAUAAUAUAUUCCAGCGAUAUACCCUGCUCAAAGCAAUGAUUAAAGAAGUUAUACGGUUAGAAACGCAAUAUUGGACCCUGGUCGACAUUCCCAAACAAGAGAAACAAGAGACGGUGCCAGCUUUCGUUUUGCGAGCUUGUGCCAUAAUGGAAAAGUCGCAAAAAUCUGGAGAGGGCGUUAAGACGUCAGCAAAGUUGGCUGAGGAAGCGCAGGACAAACGGGAAAGAAUUGAACGCUUAGAAAAUAUGACAACAUCACUUAUUGAUGCUGAAAAUACACAGAUGACUAAUGACCUUUAUAGACUGUUAAAAAAAUAUUCUGGAUUGAGAAAUCUCAUUCGACAAUUAAAGACUGAAUACACAAACGCUAAAAUCUAUCCUAUGGUGAUACGUUACUCGAUGUUGAAGGAUAUGAUCAAGGAUAUCAUGCUACAUCCUGAUUACAUGGAAGUAUGCCACGAGGUGGAUGCAUAGCCCAGGUCGUU
Molecule: messenger RNA, 1037 nt
Organism: Leptinotarsa decemlineata (Colorado potato beetle)
Lineage: Eukaryota; Metazoa; Arthropoda; Insecta; Coleoptera; Chrysomelidae
Molecular function (GO): nucleic acid binding; zinc ion binding
Source: RefSeq, a predicted model, not a curated record